Messenger RNA from Parnassius apollo (apollo), 1191 nucleotides. The record is from the annotation of a GenBank genome assembly. NCBI's taxonomy places the organism in Eukaryota, Metazoa, Arthropoda, Insecta, Lepidoptera, Papilionidae.
AUGAAUCUCUAUAGUUGCUUAACGGUUUUAGUUAUAAUAGCUAUGGUAAAUGGUGGCGAUGAUACAAAAUAUAGGGAACUCCUGACUGCUGGUAAUAACAAUUUCACAGCAAAAAUGUUUUCUGAAGUUGCAAAGACUAAACAAGACAGGAGUUUUGUGUUAUCUGCUUUUUCUGUACUUACUCCGCUUGCACAACUGUCGCUUGCUUCAGAUGGAGACUCUCACGACGAACUAUUAAAAGCCAUUGGCCUUCCCGAUGAUGAAUCUACAAAAUCUGUUUUUUCAUAUAUGAAUUCCAAAUUAAGAACUGUAAAGGGAGUUGAUCUGAAAAUGGCAAACAAAAUCUACGUUGCUAAAAAUUAUGACCUAAAUGAUAAUUAUGCAGCCAUAUCCAGGGAAACAUUCGAAUCAGAAGUGAAGAAUGUUGAUUUUACGCAUAAUGAAGAAACGGCAAAAGAAAUAAAUGCUUGGGUAGAAGAUCAAACUAACCAUCGUAUAAAAAAUUUAGUGGAUCCUCAAACCUUGACAUCGGAUACAAGAGCUGUUUUGGUGAAUGCAAUUUAUUUCAAGGGCAUGUGGAAAAAUCCUUUCAAUAAGAUGUUUACAAGCGACAGUAACUUCCAUGUGUCACGUGAAAAUACUAUAAAAGUGCCAACAAUGUAUAGAAAAGGAAAUUACAAUUACGGCGAAAUAGCAGACCUGAACGCUAAGAUUUUAGCAAUUCCUUACGAAGGAGACGAAUCUGCAUUUUACAUCAUUCUUCCUAAUAACAUCGAUGGAAUUACUGAGCUUGAAGAAAAACUCAAGGAUCCUUCUAUUUUAGACAAUGCUUUGAAAAGUUUAUAUGAAGUAGAAGUAGAAGCGUACAUUCCGAAAUUCAAAAUCGAAACUUCAACAAAUCUCAAGGAAAUUCUUCCUAAAAUCGGUGUCAAGAAAAUUUUUAGUCCCGAACAUGCGAAGUUAAAUAAACUAUUGAAAGAAGCUGGUAAUUUGUACGUAAGCGAAGCCAUUCAAAAGGCUUUUAUAGAAAUAAAUGAAGAAGGCGCUGAAGCCGCAGCUGCUAAUGAAUUCGGUAUAUCCUACCUGGCUGCUUUCAUACCCCAGACCAUCAGAUUUGUUGCAGACCAUCCAUUUGUAUUCGUUUUAAAAACGGGACAAAAUAUUAUUUUUAAUGGAAUAUUUUACUCCUAG